AUUGCCUACCUUCAGUCUAGAGCUCGGCUGUCUCGAUUAAAACAACAGCUGAAAACGCUUUAAACUUAACAGUUGUUUACCACCAAUACUUAGUUAACGAAACGUUUUAUGAUAAAAUUUAUCGACCGAAAAACUAAAAAACAGUAAAAAUACAUCCUAACCUUAUUGUGGGCAAAUGAGGACAGAAUAAGUACCUACCAUGACGAAAGGUAUACUCAGUCUGCAUUAUUCUAGAAAACAAGUCAACAAUGUUACCUAUAUCCUAACAAAAUGGCAGAAGUUUCCGAGAUCUAAAAUAUACAUACACCGUGCAGAAAAUACUACAACCCGUUAUUUUUCCACGGGAAAUAAAUUGAAGAAAGAAGCUGCUAAAAUAUCAGGUAUACCUUACAAUAAAAUCACCAUUGGUGUCCCAAAGGAAAUUUGGCAGAAUGAAAAACGAGUAUCAGUAACUCCGGCUGUUACAGCGACUUUAGUGAAGAAAGGUUUCAAUAUAAACGUCGAAGAAGAUGCUGGGCUUUCUUCAAAAUUUAGAAAUACAGAUUAUGAAAGUGCAGGUGCCGCUAUAGUCGAUAAACAAAAAGCGUUUUCCACAGAUAUAAUAUUGAAAGUCAGGCAGCCACUCCAAAAAGAAGUUGAAAAAUUUCAAGAAAACUCUACUCUAAUUUCCUUCCUUUAUCCUGGUUUGAACAAAGAUUUAAUACAACAACUUGCACAAAGAAAAAUUAAUGCUUUCGCAAUGGAUUGCAUUCCUAGGAUAACCAGAGCACAAGUUUUUGAUGCUUUAAGUUCCAUGGCGAAUAUUUCAGGCUACAGAGCAGUUGUAGAAGCUGCCAAUCAUUUUCCUCGAUUUUUCUCAGGUCAAAUAACGGCUGCUGGUAAAGUCCCACCUGCUAAAAUUUUAGUCAUCGGAGGAGGCGUAGCUGGCUUAGCAGCCAUAGGACAAGCAAAAAGUAUGGGUGCCAUAGUUAGAGCUUUUGAUACAAGAGCUGCGGUAAAAGAACAAGUUGAAUCGUUAGGUGCAGAAUUUUUGACAGUGAAUAUACAGGAGGAAGGUGGCACAGCUGGUGGUUACAGUAAAGAAAUGUCUCAAGAGUUUAUAGACGCUGAACAUGCUUUAUUCGCCAAACAAUGUAAAGAAGUGGACAUUAUAAUAUCUACUGCUUUGAUACCUGGUAAAAAGGCACCUCUGCUGGUACUCAAGGAACAUAUAGAAUCUAUGAAACCUGGAAGUGUAGUAGUAGAUUUAGCUGCAGAAUCAGGUGGUAAUAUCGAAACAACAAAACCUGGAGAAAUAUACACAUACAACGACGUCGUACACGUUGGAAUAACUGACUUUCCCAGUAUGCUUCCCACGCAAAGUUCGACACUGUAUGCCAAUAAUAUUUCUAAGUUUUUACUGUCGAUGGGUGAACAAAAUCAUUUUAAUAUAAACCUGGAUGAUGAAGUUGUUAGAGGAAGCAUAAUUUUGAAUAAAGGACAACUAAUGUGGCCUCCUCCGCCAACAAAAACGAAUCUGUCAGCUGUUACUCCAGCUAAAAAAGAAUCUCAAGUCCUUAAAGCUGUACCCAAGGAAAUUUCUCCAUUUAGAAAUGAUUUAAAUAAAUCUUUGCUUCUAACAACAGGAAUUGGGUCACUCUUGGGAUUAGGAAUGGCUUCACCUAAUCCAGAAUUUACAUCAAUGUUGACAGUAUUGGGUCUGUCAGGUAUCGUGGGCUACCAUACAGUGUGGGGAGUUACACCUGCCCUUCACUCUCCAUUGAUGUCUGUUACGAACGCCAUUUCUGGUAUAACGGCAGUUGGAGGAUUACUCUUGAUGAAUGGAGGAUUGUAUCCUACUAAUUCUGUAGAGACCCUAGCAGCUGCAGCAGCAUUUGUAUCAUUCAUUAAUGUAUUUGGUGGAUUCUUAGUCACUAAAAGAAUGUUAGACAUGUUUAAAAGGCCUGGAGAUCCGAAGGAAUAUAACUCUUUAUAUGCAAUUCCGGCGGUUGGAUUUAUGGGAGCGUAUGGCUGGGCGACAAUGAAUGGUUUAGCUGAAGUUCAUCAAGCUGCUUAUCUCGCGGCUUCCUUAUGUUGUGUAGGCGCCUUAGCCGGACUAAGUUCGCAAACAACAUCAAGGUUAGGAAAUAAUUUAGGAAUAAUAGGAGUUGCUGGUGGAAUAGCAGCUACUUUAGGACAAAUAGCCCCAAACCACGAGGUAUUAGCUCAAAUGGCCGCCUGCGUUUUAGCUGGUGGCGGUAUUGGUACCUUAAUAGCCAAAAGAAUUCAAAUCACUGACUUACCUCAACUUGUAGCCGGAUUUCAUAGUUUGGUAGGGCUAGCUGCAGUGUUAACAUGUGUAGCUACUUUUCUUCAUGAUUUUCCCACUUUUGCAACCGAUCCAGCAGCUAACGUCGUUAAAACAGCCUUAUUUUUAGGUACAUACAUUGGAGGUGUGACUUUCAGUGGAUCACUUGUAGCUUAUGGGAAACUCCAAGGUCUCUUAAAAUCUAAUCCAUUGCUUCUCCCUGGUAGGCAUGCAUUGAACAGUAGUCUCUUGUUGGCCAAUAUUGCCGCUGGUGGAUAUUUAUUUUAUGAUCCUUCGUUGGCAGGCGGUUUAGGAGCUCUAGGAACUACUGCUGCUCUUUCUUCAGCCAUGGGGCUCACAUUAACGUGUGCAAUUGGAGGUGCUGAUAUGCCUGUAGUUAUCACAGUAUUAAAUAGCUACUCAGGAUGGGCACUAUGUGCUGAAGGAUUUAUGCUUAACAAUAAUUUAAUGACGAUUGUAGGGGCUCUGAUUGGAUCGUCUGGUGCAAUUUUAUCAUACAUUAUGUGUAAAGCAAUGAAUAGGUCACUUCCCAAUGUAAUCCUCGGUGGUUAUGGAACGUCAAGUACAGGUACUGGUAAACCAAUGGAAAUUACCGGAACGCAUACAGAAAUCAACAUAGAUGGUGCUGUUGAAGCUAUUAAGAAUGCUAGAAAUAUAAUAAUCGUUCCUGGUUAUGGACUUUGUGUUGCUAAAGCCCAAUAUCCCAUCGCUGAGAUGGUUGCUAAGCUUAAAGCUGCUGGAAAAAAUGUUAGAUUUGCCAUCCAUCCAGUGGCAGGAAGGAUGCCUGGUCAACUAAAUGUUCUCCUAGCUGAAGCAGGUGUACCAUACGAUGACGUAUUAGAAAUGGAAGAAAUCAACGAUGAUUUUCCUGAAACUGACUUAGUAUUAGUCAUUGGUGCUAAUGAUACAGUAAACAGCGCAGCUUUAGAAGACCCCAACUCACCAAUUGCCGGUAUGCCUGUACUUAAUGUAUGGAAAUCAGAACAAGUCAUUGUUAUGAAAAGAUCAUUAGGUGUAGGUUAUGCAGCUGUGGAUAAUCCAGUUUUUUACAAACCUAAUACAGCUAUGUUGCUCGGAGAUGCUAAGAAAACUUGUGAUCAGUUAUUAGCCAAAGUUUCAGCAGAUUAGUUUAAAUUUUUUUUAAUUAAGUUUCAAUUUUUGUAAAUAUAUAUUUUUUUAAAAAUAAUCGCGAAGGAAAACAUUUUUAUAACAUAAUAUUGAGAAUUGAAAGGAAAACGGUUAUUGUAAUGUAUCUUCAUGCUAACCAAUGUUGGUUGGCCAUAUUAUUUGUAUUAAAACUACUUUGGAACAAACUAUUUAUUAAACAAUAAAAUAAUUAGUUAAA
This is a messenger RNA of Diorhabda sublineata, 3653 nucleotides long. Its product is annotated as NAD(P) transhydrogenase, mitochondrial-like. Gene Ontology annotation, cellular component: mitochondrial inner membrane. Gene Ontology annotation, molecular function: NADP binding; NAD binding. Gene Ontology annotation, biological process: NADPH regeneration; proton transmembrane transport. Lineage: Eukaryota; Metazoa; Arthropoda; Insecta; Coleoptera; Chrysomelidae. The record is from RefSeq and is a predicted model, not a curated record. The transcript has 19 exons. The coding region runs from base 200 to 3436 and encodes 1078 amino acids.